AUACCGAGACCUUAUCAGAAAUGAGGGGACUCUCCCCUUGAGUAACUUUAAAGGCACGCAUGCUCUGGAAAGGCCAUGGCAUGACACAAGCGGUUAGACGCUGGUAGCAGAGAAUGUUUGUUGGGAAAGACGUGCUCGUAUUCAGUUGCCUAUCUUUGUACCGGCACGCAAGCGCGUACACGUACAGAGAGACAGACAGGCAGACUCAUACACGAGAAAAUGGACUGACGAAAAUGAGUGUUCCACUACAUCCGUCUUCGAAGGACAGAAAAUACAUCACAUACUGUACGGAGGAAGUUCCAAGUUUGGAAGUGGUUUGGGCGAUCGAUCAGAGGGGGACCAGCCGCCAGAGAGACAGCUCGGGAUGCACAGCAACACCAGUACAGAUAAGCCGGGUAGACAAGGCCAAGAUAGACACACGGCACUUGGAGAGACUUCGCAAACAAAUGCCUUACCGAAGAAAAAAUCCCUCGUGAAAACUGUUUAUGGCC
Xylaria bambusicola is the source of this 491-nucleotide messenger RNA. RefSeq lists its product as uncharacterized. The coding region runs from base 114 to 476 and encodes 120 amino acids. The record is from RefSeq and is a predicted model, not a curated record. The transcript has a single exon. NCBI's taxonomy places the organism in Eukaryota, Fungi, Ascomycota, Sordariomycetes, Xylariales, Xylariaceae.